Molecule: messenger RNA, 4869 nt
Organism: Eimeria acervulina
Lineage: Eukaryota; Apicomplexa; Conoidasida; Eucoccidiorida; Eimeriidae
Exons: 3
Coding region: 1-4869 (1622 amino acids)
Source: RefSeq, a predicted model, not a curated record
AUGGCAGCAGCAGAAGAAAAUUCGCAGCAAACUCCAGCAGGCGGCUCAAUUGCUGCUGCUGCUGCACUUGCUGCUGCACCUGCUGCUGCACCUGCUGCUGCAGCUGAUGUACUUGCUGCUGCUGCACCUGCUGUUGCUGCGGGAGGGGCGGAUGCUGCUGCUGCUGCUACAAAUGAGGUGAACAAAAUUUUGCUGCUAGCAGCAAGAGGGGGGUUUGCAGCAGCAGCACUGCAGCAAGCAGCAGCGCAGCUGAGGCAGGUACGGAGCAGCAGCAGGGUUUCUCCUGAGGUGUAUGUACACCUCAAUAGGCUUGCUGCAGCAAACGCAUCAUUUUGCUGCUGUGUCGGAUGCAGCGCAACCCUCACUGAAGAUGCAGAUGCAACAGGCGCUGCAGCAGCAGCAACUGCUGCUGCUGCUGCUCCAGAUGCAGUAGCAGCAGCAGCAGCAGCUUGCUGCUCGUUCAGGACGGCUCUUCGGAAGCAUCUGCUUGCUGCCUUUUCUUUGCCGCCAGUUGCUGCUGCUCGCGCUGCUGCUGCAGCAGCAACAGCAGCACCUACUUGCCGAGCCAAUUUGCUGGCUGAUCGCUGCUGCAGCAGCUGCAGCAGCUGCAGCAGGAGCAGCAGCAACUGCUGCCGUAGCAGCUCUUUGCGCCUGGUGGUGGACUUGGGUUUGCUGCAGCGCCGCUUGAGCUGCGAAUUGCUGCAGCUGCUGCUGCAGCUGCUCGCCUUUCCGUUGCUGCUGCUGCUGCUUGCUGACGUUUACGCGCUUGUAGGGUUUUGCUUGCAGCUGCUGCUGCUGCAUGCAGGCACCCCACAAGAAGCAGCGCCUGCUGCAGCGGCAGCAGCAGCGGGGCUGUCAUGUGCAGCAGAAUUCCGCUGCCCUGCUGCAGCAGAGCUGCUGCUGCAACCUCAAAGCCGCGCUUGCAUCCUUGCCUGCAGCAACAGCAGCAGCAGCAGCAGCAGCAUCAGGAAACCCGGUGUUGUGUUGUGGUUUGUAGAAGCAGCAGAUCUGCUGCUGCCGCUGGAGCAUCAUUUUCUGAGGGCAGCAGCAGCUUACGUUUGCUGCAGCAGCUCCUGUAUUGCGGCUGCUGCUGUUACUGCAGCAGCAGCAGCAGAAGGCAUGCAAGGAACACCGCUGGCAGCCGCAACUGCUUCUGCUGCAGCUGCAGCAGCAGCAGCAGCAGCAGAACAGGCGGUGCUGCUGCUGCGCGUCUCACUGAGCUGUUGGCUCGGGGGCCCUCCUCUCGCUGCUGCUGCUGCUGCUGCUGAUACCGCUACACCUGAAGGGCUGAUAGCUGCAGUGGAUGCCUUUGUUGCUGCAGCAAUACCCAGCACUCCUGCUGCUGUUGCUGCUGCUACUGCUGCUGCUACGAGCUCGCGGGAGCUCGCUAAGGCCUGCAGCGUGUGGCAGCAAACGAUACCAGCAGCAGCAGCUUCCCUACAGGGGCAGCAGCAGCAGCAGCAGCUGCUGCUGCAGCUGCUGCAGCACCCGCUGCAGCAUCAGGGCCCGUUGCCGCUGCUGUUUGCAGCAGCAGCUGCCGCUGCUGCUGCUGCACCUCGUGCAUUCACCACGCAGCUGCUGCUGCAGCUGCAGCAGGAAGCAACAGCUGCUCUUGCUGCAGCAGGGAGGCUGUGCAUAAGCGCCCUUCUUUCUGUUCCUGCUGCUGCUGCAGCUGCUGCUGCUACCACCACACCAAGCAGCAUGCCGCUACAGCGGCAGCAGCAGCAGCAGCAGCAGCAGCUGCCGCUGCUGCUGCUGCGGCCCCGGCAGUGCAUAGGGUUGUGGAGUAUAGCAGAGGCAGCAGCAACGGUGGAAAGGGAAUCUGUAGGUUUCUGUGCUGCUGCUGCUCCUGGGCAGCAGCAGCAGCAUCAGCAGCAGCAAGCAGCGGGGCCUUGUGUUGGUGCAGCAAGGGCCGUCUACUGCAGCAGCAACCUGCAGCAGGACCUCUGUCGGUUGUUGCUGCUGCAGUGCGCUGACGCAGCAGCAACUUUGUGCUGCAUCUGCUGCAGCGCCUCUCCACACGGGCAGCAGCAGCAGCAGCAGCAGCAGGCGCCCUUGCUGCUACAUGCAUGCACCCAAGCGCGCUUUGCUGCUCAGCUGCUGCACCGCCUCCUCAGUGCGAGAGCCGCUGACCCCGUCUUUCUCUUCUCCUGCGCUGCCGAGCAGCAGCAGCAACAACAACAGCAACAGCAGCAGCAGCAGCAGCAACAGCAACAGCAGCAGCCUGGCGGUUAUCUUUAUGACAUCGUUGCGAGGCUGCUGCGCCUUGUGCUUGCAACUCAGCAGCAGCAGCAGCAACAGCAACAGCAGCAGCAGCAGCAGGCUGUGUAUGUUGUAAGCCCUUCGUCUCCCCACCGGUUGUUCCUGCUGCUAGAUGCUGCUGCUGCAGCAGAAGUGGAAGGGACAGCUAGCACGUUAGCUGCAUUCAUAGCAGCAGCAGCUGCUGCUGCGCCCACCGGAGGCCUUCUUCGGCUCCGCAAGGCUCUGCUUGUUGCUGCUGAUGCUGCUGCUGCUGAUGCUGCUGCUGCUUCAGGUGAUCCUGCUGCUGCUGCUGCUGCUGCGGAGAGUAGCAGAGCAGCAGCAAUCUCGUUCUAUUUGAAUAUAAUGAUUGCAGCAGCAGAAAACAACACCGACGCCCCCUUGCCCGCAGCAGCAGGAACAGCAGCUCCGCUGCAGCAAAGGGUACAGCAGCACAGCAUGCACAUGCAGCAGCAACUGCUGCAGCAACGAGCGCUGCUGCUCCGGCAGCAGCAGCUGCUGCUGCAGCAAAACGCCCUGCGGGCCAUCGAAGACGCAGCCCUUGAUUUCCCCCUCUCCAUCUGCGUGCGAGGCAACUGUUUUGCUGCUGCUGCUGCUGCUGCCGCUGCUGCUGCGCCAGUCAUGGGGCCGCAGCAGCAGCAACAGCAGCAACAGCAGCAACAGCGGCAGCAGCAGCAUCAUAUGCAAGCCUUUUGGAGAGGCAAGUUCACCGAGCUGCAGUUGGGGCCUGUUGCAAUGUGGUUUGCUGCUGCUGCUGCUGCGCGGGACAGCAGCAGCAGCAGCAACAGCAGCACAUUUUCUGAAGCGUCGAGGCGAGACCCUGUUGCUGCUGCAGUUGUAGAAGGAGAGAGACAGCUGCUGCAGCGGCUGCUGCUGUGGUGCUGCAGCAGCCAUGCUGCGCUGUCGUCUGUUGCUGUUUGCUGCUGCUGCCUGCUGUCUGCAAUUGCCUCCGGUGGCCUGCAGCAGCAGCAGCAGCAACAGCAGCAGCAGAAGCAGCAGCAGCGUAUACGAACUGCAGCAGCACAUGUCUGUGCAAUGCUUUUUGCUGCUGCUGUCAACAGCAAGCUGCAGCGCUGCGGACGCUCUUCUACAGCAGCAACAGCAGCAACAGCAGCAGCAGCAGCAAAGGCGCCAACUGGCGCUGAUGAAUUGCUGCAGCUCUGUGUAGGGACAACAUUACAGAUUUCCCCUACGAAGCAGCAGCAGCAGCUCUUCCGCUGCUUUGCUGCAGCAGCACACGAGGCUGUGAUCCUGGCUCAUGCGCAGCAGCAGCAGCAGCAGCAGCCACAGCAGCAGCAGCAGCAGACUGUCGGUCUCUUUGCUAACGAGCUGCUGCAGCUGCCACUUGAAUACAGCGCUGCGCUGCUAAGACGGCUUUCGCUUGAGGAGAGCAGCAGCAGCAGCAGCAGCAGCGACGAUUCUGUUUCUGUGCCGAUGUGGCUCAGCAUGAUUACCUCUAUGUCUUCUGCUGUGCUGCAGUUCCCCGUCUAUCCCAGAGGCAGCAGCAGCAACGCAGCAGCAGCAGCAACAGCAGCAGCAGCAGCAGCAGCAGGUGCAGCAGCAGCAGCAGAUACACUAGAAAACCGAUGUCGUCUUCUGUUGGAGGCCCUCCUUGAUUUUACGCAGAAGGCAGCAGCAACAAACAUGAAGAUAGCACUGCCAGCAUGCAGGCUGCUGCAGCAGCGCAGCCCUGCUGCUGCUGCUGCUGCUGCAGCUGCUGCAGACCUGCUGCUGCAGCACCACGAGGGCAAUGCCUCUGUAGGCCUGCAGCUGCUAGACGGGGAGAGAGCAGCAGUACAGGCAGUGUGUGAUACUAUUGAGGUGUAUGCGCAGCUAGCAGCAGCAGCAGCAGCAGCAAUUCUGCUGCCGUUUGCUGAUGAGCUCUGCCAGUUUAUAAGACAUUAUAUCUGCAGCAGGCAUAUGUUUGCUGCUGCUGCUCCUCUCUUUGCUGCUGCUGUGGCGCUGUCUUGCUGCUGCAGCAGGCCUCUGGCCCAGCCGCAACAGCAGCAGCUGCUGCUGCAGCAACAGCUGCUGCAACAGCAACAGCAGCAGCAAGAAGCAGCAGCAGCUGCUGCAAAGCUGCAGCAAGUCGUCCUGUUGGCGCUGCCUCAGAUGCUGCUGCUACACCCCAAAACAACUGCAGCAGCUCUCACCAACGCAUUGCAGCGGAACCCUCAGCAGCAGUUUGCUUCAGGCGUUGCUGCUGCGCUGCUGCAGCAACGACAACGAGGCAAUGAGCAGCUGCUGCUGCUACUGCACUCCAUAGCCAUCACCUCUGACCAGCAGCAGCAGCACCAGCAGCACCAGCAGCAGAUACAGCUGAGCUCAGCAGAGCGACAGAAGGUAGCCUGUCUGCUCAGGCUUGCCUUCCUGAGCAGCAGCAAAGACAAGAACAGCUGCUGCGGCUCCCUCCAACCUGGAGCAGCAGCAGCAGCAGAUGCAGCAGCAGCAGAUGCAUCUGCAGCAGCGAUUUCGCAAGAUGGCUGCAGCAGCGGAGCAGCUGCUGCAGCGUGUCAGCGGCUGUUGCUGCUGCUGCUGCAGCAGGCGAACUCUGCUGCUACGGCGCAGCAAAUUGCCGAUUGUCUCGCAUUGCUGCAGCAGAAGGGUUGA